Messenger RNA from Cryptotermes secundus, 5650 nucleotides. Its product is annotated as ubiquitin-protein ligase E3C. Gene Ontology annotation, biological process: protein polyubiquitination; ubiquitin-dependent protein catabolic process. The transcript has 17 exons. The record is from RefSeq and is a predicted model, not a curated record. The coding region runs from base 500 to 3727 and encodes 1075 amino acids. NCBI's taxonomy places the organism in Eukaryota, Metazoa, Arthropoda, Insecta, Blattodea, Kalotermitidae. Gene Ontology annotation, molecular function: ubiquitin protein ligase activity; protein binding.
GCCAGGCGAACAGUAAUUGUAUGCACGUUACGCGCUGUUUGUAAUUGAACAUGCCCUUGGAAAGGAUAAAUGGAAGGACGUGAAAUUGUGAAGCUUAUAAUUUUAUACCUCCUGUUAUGUGCAUAAUUGAUUGCUUUAGAGGUUUUCAUUUAGUAAUCUGGAAUCUUCUUUGCUUACAAUAUUAUCCCAUUGAUCGUGUUAAGUGCGGUUAUGUUCGUUGACUAGCAAGUGAAAUGGGUGGUGGUUUUAGACGUGUCAUGAUGAUCAGGGCUCAAUUACAAUUGUAAUAGUGUGAUUCAUGCUUCAAACGAUUUUGUGGUUAUGGCUUUUUUGUGAAUACAGACUUAUACUUAAAAGCGAAGGUUAUUUACAAAGUAUUAAAAUGUAUAGCUCAAUUACAAUUAUAAUAGUGUGAUUCACGCUUCAGACGAGUAUAGUGGUAAUGGCUGUUUUGUCAUUACAGAGUUAAAAGCGGAAGUUAUUUAAAAAGUAUUUAAAAAUGUAUAGCUUCGAGGGUGAGUUCCGUCGAAGACCGCAACAAAAUUUGUCAGGUGCAAGCAAGAAGCAGGAACGAAAUGAGUUACUACAAAGAGCACAAAAUGAACGGCAAAAAAGAGAGGAAUUGCGUAGAAGAUACAACAGCACAAUCCUCAUCCAGGCAUUUGUGCGAGGUUACUUAACCAGACAGCAUUACAAGAAAAUGCAGAGAGUGGCAUUCGAUGAGACUGUGCAGCGCAACAGUUAUGUUGGGCAGCCUCCUGAUGAACAAACCCUGACUUUGCUUAUUCAAAGGUUGCUCUUCUUUUAUUCUGAAGAGGAGGAUGCAAGCAGACUUGUAUGGAUAUCACAGCUGCUACUAAGACAACAUGAACAUAUCAUGGUAGCGGCAGAACGUCCAGGUGAAGCCUGGGCGUGGCGCCUGUGCCGUCUGUUGCAUAUGAAUGUUGCUCACAUGUCAGCUGCCACGCGGCAAACAAACAGCAGGGAAUCAUUGGCCGUUCCUCUUCGAACUGUUGAAGUUUUCACAUCUUGGGAAAUAUGCCAGCGCAUUCUGGGAGAGUCGAAGGCUAGUACAUAUCUCACACAUCUAUUCACAUAUUUGGUGAACAAGGGAUAUUUUGGACAAGUACGUUGCCUUGUAGACAACAAGAUUCCACCUCUUUUGGAAGCUUCAUCUCACCCACCAACGCCAUUGGCUGCUUGUCUUUUUGAUAUGAUAACACGCCCACUACAAUUGGUUAUCACUUCACCGACCAGCAACUCAGAGUUCAGUGGUCUAAUUCUUCGUGGUCUUUGCCAGCACAUCCUGGCUCCACCACUUACUGAACCAGUCAAACUGUUUGUUAUCCCAGCUUUAGUUGAACUUGCGUACUUCCCCUUCAGAGAGCUUCUGGAAACACUGAAGCUAAAUGCCCACACUGUGCCUGCCUCCACCUGGCUGCUGUUUACCGUGCUGUCUCUGGAAAGGAAGCAUUUUGUUCCAAGACGGAGUGUUGGAGAUGGGCUGCUUUUAAUUUACCUGCAGAUAUUAGCAUCCCUGACUGUAAAUAUUAGUAAGGUGUACAGUGGAUCUAUUGGAGGUACAGUGCACAGUGGUCAUGACACAUCUGGUGAUUCAGGAGAUGAUUCAGAUAGUGAAAUGGACCAUGAGGACAGUAGUAAUCAAGAGCUACAAAUUCUGGAGCAAUGUGUGGAGAUGCUAAAUGAGUUAUCCCGGGUUCAAACCUUGCUGUUGGCAGUUGAUCAGUCAGAGGACCCACAUGUCCUCCAGGCUUUGUGUCAAGUGUGUCAUAAUCUCCUUGUAUCACACAAGUUCGCAAUUCACAAGUAUAAGUUGCUGUAUAUGCUGGCAUUUAAGCCAACAUUCUUGCGACACCUGUGGACAGCCAUACUAUCUGUUUGUCAGACUUCACUGUUCGGAAGUGCCACACCAUUGCUGCAUGUCAUUUCAAGAGGAAUUCCGAUGUCUCCUGAAGACAGUGACCGCAUCAUUCCACUUCUUGCUGUGUUCUGCUCCCUCUUCAGCCUCCUUAUAGCCACUCUUCAUGAUUCUGAGUUUUAUGCUGAUGAUAACCAUGCAGGUACGCUGCCAACAGCAAUGCCGUUUCCCUUAUCGGCGCUAGUUCCUUUGAGCCUCACACUGAAAGAAGUUUGCCUCGGGUUAGUGGAAUUGGCUUUUCCUGACUCUCGACCAAGUGUACGGGAUGAUUAUCGUACGGCAGUGCAUGGCCGAGAGCAGCCUUCUAAUGUCAGUAACCAGGAGACGCAAAUGUGGGCACACCUCUUUAAGGUGACAGUUGGCUUGGUGCGACAGUUAAAUUCGCGAGACAUUCGGCAUCCAUUUUGCCCUGAAGGUCACUGGAUAUCUAAACAAGUGAUGUUUCCAUUAGACAAGCCAUCAGAUUUUACGCUACGAAGACACAGACUUAGGAAUUAUCGUCCCUUCCAAGGGCUAAGAGCAUUCACUAGAGAAGAACUUGAGGAAGGGCCCCCACUAUCAACAAAAGAAGUACGGACCAUGACAAUUUUGCGAGAACUUCCUUUCCUGGUUGCAUUCCAGGAACGUGUGCUUGUCUUCCAGAGUCUGGUAUUAAAAGACAAACUAGAACAUCAGGGAGAACACAGUCAUUUCUUGCAGGGGCCAAACAUACAGGUGGCUGUGAGACGGAAUUACCUGUACGAAGAUGCCUUCGACAAUCUUUCCCCAGAGAACGAACCUGAUCUGAGGCUGAAAAUGAGGGUACAGCUCGUGAACGUGGUGGGAAUGGAUGAAGCUGGUGUUGAUGGUGGGGGUGUCUUCAGGGAAUUCCUGUCUGAGCUACUGAAAACAGCUUUUGACCCCAAUAGGGGUUUCUUCCGUCUCACAAAAGACAAUCAAUUAUAUCCGAACCCUAAUGUUCAUCUACUUAUAGUUGAUUUUCCAAGACAUUAUUUUUUCAUUGCGCGAAUUCUAGGGAAGGCAUUGUAUGAAAACUUGCUUGUUGAACUUCCAUUGGCAGAGUUCUUCCUCUCCAAGCUAGUUGGCCGACAUUCAGACGUUGAUGUUCAUCACUUAGCUUCACUUGAUCCUAUAAUGUAUCGCAACCUCCUCUUUCUCAAGAGUUAUGAAGGAGAUGUUGCUGACCUUGGACUAGACUUCACUGUUCUCAAUGACGAACUUGGUGAAACAAGGGUUGAUGAGCUGAAGCCUGGGGGGUCCAGUAUUCCUGUCACAGCUUCCAACCGUAUUGAGUAUAUCCACCUCAUGGCUGAUUACAAGCUUAAUAGACAAAUUCGAGCGCAGUGCAAUGCUUUCAGACAGGGUUUGGCAAAUGUUAUCCCACUGGAAUGGCUGCAGAUGUUCAACAACAAAGAAUUACAAGUUCUGAUCUCUGGGGCCCAGAUUCCAGUGGAUGUGGAGGACUUGAAGCAGCACACAAACUAUACAGGGGGCUACGCGUCAGAUCAUCCCACUAUUCGCCUCUUCUGGAAGGUUGUGGAGAAUUUCACAGAUCAUCAGCGAAGUCAGCUUCUUAAGUUUGUCACUAGUUGCUCAAGGCCACCACUACUUGGAUUUAAGGAACUGGAUCCUCCUUUCUGCAUUCAGCAUGCGGGAUCAGUAGAUCGCUUACCGACAGCUAGUACAUGCAUGAACCUGCUCAAACUGCCAGAGUUUGGGGAAGAAGUGGUUUUAAGAGAGAAACUCUUGUAUGCUAUCCAGGCCGGAGCUGGUUUUGAACUGAGCUAAAUAGAUCGUCACUCAGAAACCACUCAUAAAUACCAGGAUCUACAUUCUACUGCUUUGUACUCAAGUAGAGCGGUGUAUCGUGUGCUGAGACGUGAGUUUAACUGUGGAGUAACAUGUUCAUAGGAAGAACUUCUAACUUAUUUUACUCAGUACAAGACACAGUACAGUAAAGGGAGGGAAAUGAAUCAUAGCUGAGAAUUGUAAUAUGUUUUACUGUAGUUAUGGUGGUCAUGUGUUACAGUAUAUUGAUGUUUGAAUUUUGCUUGGAUUUUCCAGUUGAUGACAAGGUUUGUGUUGAUUGUAAAUUUCAUAAGUAAGGACUGAAGAACUGGACAAUAUACCAUUCAUGGUAGUAUUGGAAAUACUGCAGUUAACAUUUUUAUAAUCUUGAGAUGUAUAUAACUAAAUUGUGAGGUUAACAUGUGGUAAGAUAUUGUGAUACAGUGUUGUGACCGGCAGAAUCAUUCAGUGUGUUCAUACAGACUGCAGGCUUUAGUGUUGUUACUGGGUGAGUGAUUACCAAUUAUGCCUUGUAUGUGGAACAUCUGAGUUUGAAUCACAGCAGAAACUGGCUGUUCUUGUUGAAAUUUUCUAUGGUUUUUCCUCAGUUAUUUUAAGAAAUGUUUGUUAUAAUACCUUAAAAUAACCAUGACUUGUUUCCUUCCAAAUCCUUUUCUGUCAUUCAGAACCAUUCUACCAUUUGACACUAAAACCAGUUAAUUUGGUAAAAUGUUGUCAAAUAACAAAAAGAAACAGUCAUCUUACUGAUGUCUGUAGAAAGAAAAAUAAUUUUUUCACAUAAUGGUAUCGUAACAAAGACAACUGAACAUCUGUAUGCUGUAAACUUUUUCAUACACAGAUAAUAUUGGAAUACUUUAUAACCAUUGCUGUUCAACUGUGAUAUAAAAUAGGUUAUUAAAAAUGUUGAAGAAAAUCAGGAGCAAUUGGAAUUGAAUUUUACAUUGCGAUUGUGGUCUGCCAUGAUAAGUUGUUUAGAUGCUAGUAAGAAGGUUAAUCUAAAAGUAAGUGCAGACAGUAUGUACUCUCUUCUAUGAUGUGACACCAUGCAGUCUGGAAAGUUCUGGAAAAGGGUCUAGUUACCACAAAUUUUAAAAUAUAUAACAGUUAUUUUAGUGUUAAAGCAGAGCAAACUGCAUGCCAAAUCUGGGAUGAUGUAGACUAGGAGGGAAUUUGUAGCCAGGAUAGCUCAGUUGGUAUAGCGACUAGGCUCUGGGCUGCACAACCACAGUUUGAUUCCUAGCAAGGGCGAUUAUUCUCUCACCAUCAAGUCCAGACCAGCUCUGGGGCCCACCCAAUCUCUGGCCAAUUGGUGCUGGGGUUUGUAUCCCAGAGAGUAAAGCAGAAAGAGCAUGAAGCUGACUACUCAGCUCCAUCUAGUGCCAAAUUUAAGAAUCAUGGGGGCAUACCUCCACUCCUCUGUAUGCCUUCAUGAUGUGAUGCUUAAUUAUAUGUUUAAGUACAGGGAUAACUUUUAACUUUUUACCUUACUAUACAGUAAAUACAAGAACUGUGCAGUGCAUCACAUUCUCAGGUAAUUUGGAUCAUAAAAGGAAAUAUACAGAAAUAAAACACACAUUCAUUAUCAGUAUAUGUAGUUGUAUGAAAAAUGUUUAGAAUUUUGAAUAUACUGGCAAGAAGAGGAUUGCUGUCAUGAAAGAGUAAUGCCAGAAACAGCUUCUGACAACAUUUCACUUUUAGGCUGAAUGUUUUUUCAGUGUUGCUAAUCUUAGACAAUUAAAGGAUAUUUUUUUGAUGAUGAUGUAAUGCAGAAUUUUUGUUUGUUUAGGGCCAGUUUCUGAAAUCAUACAUUACCAAAAUUUUAACUCAGAUGCAUUCAAAAUUAAAAGGAUAGAAUAAGAUUGAGUAAAUGAUCAUAUGUGUUAAUAAAUGAUGAUAAAUGUU